Molecule: messenger RNA, 713 nt
Organism: Malania oleifera
Lineage: Eukaryota; Viridiplantae; Streptophyta; Magnoliopsida; Santalales; Ximeniaceae
Product: transcription factor MYB4-like
Exons: 3
Coding region: 54-683 (209 amino acids)
Source: RefSeq, a predicted model, not a curated record
AUUCCUUCAGGCUUCAGUGCAGAUUGCAUACACAAGGAAAAGAGAGAGAGGCAAUGGCUUCCAUGUCCACCACUCAAUGCACGAAGAAACUAAGGAAAGAGGCAUAUAAGGGAGCAUGGACAUCUGAGGAAGACCAGAAGUUGGCUCAAGUCAUUGAAAUCCACGGUCCAAUGAGGUGGAAAACAGUUGCAGCCAAAGCAGGUCUGAAUAGAUGUGGGAAGAGUUGCAGGCUGAGAUGGAUGAAUUACCUAAGACCCAACAUCAAAAGAGGCAACAUUUCAGAGCAAGAAGAGGACUUGAUACUGAGGCUUCAUAGGCUUCUUGGAAACAGGUGGUCUUUGAUUGCUGGUAGACUGCCUGGCCGGACAGAUAAUGAGAUCAAGAACUACUGGAAUUCUCAUUUGAGCAAGAAAAUAAAGCAACAAGAGAAACAAUGUAGAGGUUCAACGAAUGGUGCUGAUGAGUCUCAUCAGAAAUGCAGUGAAACAACAAAAGCAAGCAGUAGUUCUAUUUCAGAGAAUAAGGGAAGUGAAGAGGGGACAUCUAAAGAUAACGACCCAAAAUCUAGCCUCGUUGGAGAUAAUGAACUCUUUGAUUGCCCCAGCGAGGGACCUUUGAAUUUGGAGUGGAUGAGUCAAUUCCUUGAGAUGGAUGAGGGAUGGUUUGAAUUUGAAUUUGAAUAAAUUAAUUAAGUAUGAGCUCUCCUCCUUCCA